AUGAACUCUACAAACUGUGCUGCGUCUGUUGACGCCUCCUUUGGUCCAUUUGUUCCUCCUGAAUGCCGCCAUGGCUUCGACUUUACCCUUGUCUUUGAACAGUCCAUCCUUGUGCUUUUACCAGCCUCUCUUCUUCUUGUUAUUGCCCCUUUUCGUAUCUUCCACCUCCGAAACGCUCCAGCUAAAGUUGCGGGUCAUCUUCUUCGCUCUGUCAAGUUGGCGCUUAUUGCUCUCUUGGCUGUGCUUCAUCUUGUUCUCGUCGUGCUCUGGGCAACUAUGACUCGCCCUUCCAACACGCGUCUAGACCGCGUCUCCAUUGCUGCUGCAUGUGUAUCCUUUGCCUCAAGUUUGGUGUCAUGUGUCCUCUCCCGCGCCGAACAUGCCAAGUCUCCUCGUCCAUCUUCGCUCUUGAAUGUCUUCUUCGCCGUGUCUUUGUUUCUGGAUGUUGCGCUACUUCGCACCCUCUGGCUUGUUCCCAUCAACGUGGCCAUUCAGGCUGUUUUCACGGCGGCCUUUAUACUCAAGGCGAUGCUCGUCGUCGUUGAAGGGUGGAGCAAAGCUCCGUAUCUUGUCUCUGGCUCCGGGUUUCACUCACCCGAAGUCACGGCCGGGCUUUAUGCCCGGGCUGUUUUCGCCUGGGUGAUGCCGUUGCUGUUGACGGGCUUUCGAAAAUUACUACGGCCGAUGGAUUUACUAGAGUUGGAUGAGGAGAUGGGCUCGGCACAGUUGACCGGCAGGUUCUGGAGUCAUUGGAAUAGGCACAACCAAAAAGUUCCGGCCCGCAAGCAUCGUCUCAUUCUUUGCUGCAUCACCACUCUACAAUGGCCUAUUGUUGCCGUUAUUGUUCCUCGACUGGCGCUUCUUGCAUUCACUGUAUGCCAGCCGCUCAUCCUCAACCGGCUCCUUGUGUUUCUUGGCGAUGUAUCUCAGCCAAUCAACAUUGGUCAUGGUCUCAUUGCAGCAUACGGUCUGGUCUAUACAGGCAUUGCCCUUUCUCAGGCCCUUUACUGGCAUCGCAAUGCUCGUUCCGUCACUCUAUUGCGAGGCGUCCUUGUCUCCGCGGUAUUCUCCAAAGCGACUGAACUGAGCACUACGGACACAGACGAUUCUGCGGCCGUGACACUCAUGUCUUCUGAUGUCGACGUUAUUGUGAGAGCUGUCAGAGAGAUCCACGAGUUCUGGGCAAAUAUCAUCCAGCUUGCCAUUGCCACUUGGCUUCUAAGCACUCACAUAGGUUACGCAGCGUCUGGUCCCAUUGUCAUCUCUCUCGUAGCCCUUACCGCUACCGUUCUCGUAUCACCAUUAGCACGCAAAUAUCAAAUUGGCUGGCUCGAAGAGACGCAGAAACGAGUUGGCGUUACUUCAGCCAUGAUCGGUCACAUUAAGAGCAUUAAAUCUUCCGGUCUGGCCCAAAAUCUCUCUGACGCCAUCCUCGGUCUACGAGCUGAUGAGAUCAGAGCGUCAAGACCUUUCAGAGUCGUUAGCAGUGUUACUUCUGCGAUUGCUCAAAUACCUCUAAUGAUGUCUCCUGUUGCUGCCUUUGCCCUGUUUCAGGGCGUUGCCUCGAGCUCUUCGAAGACACUUGACGCUACUAGAGUCUUUUCCGCGCUUUCACUCAUUGUGCUUCUAGCACAGCCACUCUUUUUCAUGUUUGAGGUUAUACUGGACAUGAGUGCUGCUUUAGGGGCGUUUGAGCGGAUUCAAAAAUUCUUGGUGCAGGAAUCUCGUCUUGACUUUCGCAAGGUGCGGUCUUCAUCAGACGUGGGAGUGUCUCAGCAAGGAGGGACAUCCUCAAUCGAGCUGCAGAUGCUUAGAAACUCCAUGGAUCCUUCUAUAGGAGAUCCUGACACUGGCGGUUUGACCAUGGAGGUCUCCCAUAUUGAUAUCUCUUGGUCAGAGGAGCGCCCUCUACUCCAUGAUUUGACAUUCAACGUCGGCCAUGGCCAGCUUGUUUUCCUUCUUGGUCCGGUCGCAGUGGGUAAAAGCACGUUAUUGAGAGCAAUCCUCGGGGAAGUCCCAUUGAAAGCUGGGACAAUCAGACUUCACGAUGAAAGUCGCGGUGGUGGUGUCGCCUGGUGCGAACAGAGCCCUUGGCUUCUGAACCAAACCAUACGUGAGAAUGUAAUUGGGUAUUCUCGUUUCGAUUCUGUCCUUUAUCAAAAGGUCAUCAAGGCUUGUGAUCUCGAGAAAGAUUUGGGUCAACUUCCACGAGGUGAUGACACAGUUAUUGGCAGUAAAGGUCUUGCCCUGAGCGGAGGUCAGAAACAACGAGUUGCUUUGGCUAGAGCCGUGUACUCACAGCCAAGAGUUGCCCUUCUUGACGACGUCUUCAGUGGCUUAGACCAUCAGACUUCUCAAACAGUGUUCGAGAAUCUUUUUGGCAAACAUGGCUUAUUCAGGCAAUGGAAGACAACCGUGAUUCUUGCCACUCAAUCAUCCAACUUUCUCAUUUCUGCCGAUCAUAUCAUUUGUCUAAGCAAAGAAGGGAGUAUCUCUGAACAAGGCUCGUUUCAGACUCUCAAGAAAUCCAACGGAUAUGUGGAAUCUUUGCUGGACGACAAGGCAAAAGAUGACAAGGCAAAACACUCUAACUCUGAGGUUUCGGGGAUGGAAGUCGAAGAGGACUCUAUCGAUGAGACUGGCCAGCCAGAACAUGAAACUCCACAGCAGCAGGAGGAGCCUAACGAUGUGCGUCGACAACGCGGUGACUCGACAGUUUACAGAUACUAUUUUAGUAGCACUGGUGUUCCUUUCAUGGUUACCCUCUUGGGACUCGAAAUCAUCUGGGCUUUUCUCGGAAGCUUUCCAACAAUCUGGCUUAAGUUUUGGACUGAUGAUAAUGAGAAAGGGAGCGACAGAGCUGGUUACUAUCUUGGAAUCUAUGCUGCAUUGCAAAUUAUUGGUGUCGUAUGGUUUGCUAUUCUCAUUUGGUUCGUCAUCGUCUUGGUAGCAGCAAAGUCGGGCAUUACUCUUCACAAGAGACUGCUGUCAACAGUCAUCAGGGCACCAUUAUCGCUUUUUACCACGACAGAUCUUGGUUCCAUCACAACGAGAUUCUCCCAGGAUAUAGGAAUGGUUGACAACCAUCUCCCCCUUGGACUUGUUGUGACUCUCGCCAGCUUCUUCGGUGCCAUUGCUAAAGCUGGCCUCCUUGCCGCUUCGACACCUUAUAUAGCAGCAACAUUCCCCCUUCUGGGAGCCGUCUACUUCUACCUCCAACGCGCCUACCUCCGGACCUCUCGUCAGCUCCGUCUCUUGGACCUUGAAGAGAAAGCCCCUCUGUAUACACAGUUCCUAGAGACUCUCUCAGGUCUAGCAACCAUACGGGCCUUUGGUUGGAGAUCCGCUGUUAUCGAGGCCAACCACACUCUCGUAGACCGCUCACAGAGGCCAUUUUAUCUCCUCAUGAUUGUACAGCGUUGGCUAGUUUUGGUUCUCGAUCUGACAACAACGGCUCUAGCUCUCCUCCUUGUUGGACUCGCUGUUCGUCUCCGCGGCGAAGUAGACGUUGGGUUGACUGGUGUAUCGCUCGUUCAGCUAAUCUCGUUGAGUGAGACUGUCAAUAUGCUAAUCCAGUUCUGGACAUCUAUUGAGACAUCUAUCGGCGCUGUCGCUCGUAUCAAACAGUUUGCUGAGGAUACUGGAGAAGAGAACUUGAUUGGCGAGACGCAAGAGCCUCCCUCACAGUGGCCAGAUAAGGGUGCUAUACAGAUCAGCAACUUGACGGCGUCGUAUGGAAAUGAUCAGGAAGAUGCCCAUAAGGCUCUUGAUGCUGUUUCUUUUGAGAUCAAGCCUGGGGAGAAGGUUGCUAUUUGUGGUCGCACAGGAAGUGGUAAAUCCUCUUUAUUCCUCGCUCUUCUGCGACUUCUCGACUCCCAAUCAGGCAGCAUUGCCAUAGACGACAUAUCUCUAUGUUCAUUGCCAAGGGAUACUGUCCGUCGCCGUCUCAUUACUCUUACGCAGGACCAGUUUAUUCUGCCUAGCACCGUUAGACACAACGCAGAUCCGCAGGGUGUCUUCUCUGAUGACGACAUCAACAGAGCGCUUCGUCUUGUUGACUUAUUCGAUGCUAUAGAGGAGCACGGUGGCCUGGAUGCUCCCUUUGACGAGGAUGUGUUGAGCCAUGGUCAGAAGCAGCUCUUCUUUCUGGCGCGGGCAGUUUUGAGAAAGCGUGAUGGAAAGGUUGUUCUCCUAGACGAAGUUACAAGCAGGCAAGUAGACGACCAAGUCAAGAAUUUGAGGGCUUAA
Molecule: messenger RNA, 4248 nt
Organism: Fusarium poae
Lineage: Eukaryota; Fungi; Ascomycota; Sordariomycetes; Hypocreales; Nectriaceae
Exons: 13
Coding region: 1-4248 (1415 amino acids)
Biological process (GO): transmembrane transport
Cellular component (GO): membrane
Molecular function (GO): ABC-type transporter activity; ATP hydrolysis activity; ATP binding
Source: RefSeq, a predicted model, not a curated record